CUGGUAGAGCCACGACUGAGCGUCCCUGAGGCGUGGCUGAUUUCGCAACAAGAAAGCUUCGCAUCCCAGAGAUCUUUUCUAUUUUGCGACUGUUCAUGAAGACAUCUCCGGCUGAAUGUUGGAUGGAGCAGCAGGGACAGCCAGAUAUACCAAAGGUGUAGAUUGUGUGCCACAGAUAAAGUCUCUGCCAAGGCAACCAAGCCAGGCAUCUCUUCUCUACUUCUCCAUGGCAGCCUCCCCUUUCGCACCAUCACCUCAUUUCUUGAUGCUGGUUUGAUUGAUCAUUUCAUUCCAAUACCGUAGUAGGUACCGGUACCAUGAAUAAACCACCCAACUUUACCACUCGAGACAGAACGGCGCUGAAUUUUGGAGUCCAUUUCUUAUCCUUUCGAGAGAUUCUGGCCAUGAAGGGUCCAUUUUGUACGCGGCAAGAGCGUGAGCAAAAGGCCAUGGCACCAAUGCGACCUUUUUCGUCCGCGAAUCAGAAGGAGAGACCCAUUCUCCUCUUGUUUUGCUCUCAUGUUUGGGAAACACCGCAUCAUCCAGAUCCAGAUAAAUCACAACUGAAUUGCUUGAAAUAUUUCAUCCAAGCGCUUUGCUCGCUGUAUACCACUAUUAGUGACAACCCCACCACCGUCGAUGGUUUCGAGGCCAUGGCCCGCGAAGCAGAGAAUCUAUCUCGGCAUGGUUGGAUUCAAGCAGCCCUGCUCUUGGGAGAUAUGUUAUCGACCACCAGCGGCGUGGUGGAUCUACAGUUGCACAAUGAUGCUGAACAUUUCCUGGACCGGUCCUACAUUUGGUACGACUAUGCCUGUCUCUACCAACACCCCCGUACCCCAGAACAAGAAAAGGAUUUUCGCUGGUCACUAGACAACAUGGACAAACUCACUCGCAACUGCUUCCGUACCAUUGCCGUGUUUGGUGACGAAGCAGACUAUCACAGUCGAGGAUGGUGUGUUUUCGAGGCAGCGUCGUCCUUUUUUGAUCGGUCCCGACCCAUUGUACUAAAGCCCGAUUUGAUGGGCACGGAACUGGACUUGGGCACUGGCUGGCGGCAUGGCUGGAACGAUUACGGGCUGCUUCAUUCUGCCGAUCGCAUGUCGCUCCGGAGAAGUUUGCGGGGAAUUGCGCAUACCGUACAACUGGCUCUUCGUUCCCUCGAGAACCCAGACCUGCAACUAAAGCACAGCAGACAGAUAGUCUCCUCCGGAACUCCCACGAUCCUGCCUCUGAUUGUGGAGUUGCGAGAAGGCUUCCAACGACAGCAUGCUUGGGUUGCCGAGAAUCCAUCGUCUCUAUUCGAUUUUCAAAAGGUCCUGGAGGAAAUCAAAGGGGUCAAAUGCUUCAAGGUUUCUGACAAGCCAUAUGUAAUCUUGAAGACUCUGAUCGUGUUCUUGCCAGCAUUUGACUCCCAAAUCUUUGAGGAAGCCCUGAACAGGCACUCCCAGGGAUUGCCCUUGGCCAUGCAAAUGGCUGGUACCGCUCAAACUAACUGGUUCCAUCAAGAUUACGUAUUCGUAUCUGAGGACGGACACAAUGGUCGCAUCUUUCGAUUUGGAGACUUUGGAGACCCGAGUCUCCCCGUCGUCGAUAUAACAGGACUGGCAGCUUUCCUUUCAGGCCAAACAGUCCCCGGAUUCUUAAACAGCAUUUCGCCUUGCUUCCCCAUCAACCCCGCGGAGACACCAGAUAGACCUGAUCCAUACACCAAAAGUUCCCCACCACCCAACGGCAACAAUCAACAGAAAUCCUCAUGGUCCAUCUUGGCGCUGACACGAAAGGUGUGUUGUCCUUGUCUUGCUCGUGGUCGCCAAGGACCUGAUUCAGGGUAUCAUGUUCAAGUGCCACAGAGCGAAUUAACUGCUUUGAAGAAUGACAAGAACACUGAAAGGCAACUGAUAGAAUCAUUUGUCGUGCCUUCUGGCACCAUUGCUCGAUUUGACUUCUCCACUACACCUUUAUCCAGAAUCAUUGCAGCAAUGCACGGGGAUUUGGCGGAUUCCAAGCUCUUGAAAAAGGCGAUAGAGCUGCAAUUCCUUACCGAAGAAGUGGGCAUUCAAGUUUCGGGAGUGCCACAAUCUGCACGGCGUGGGCAUGUCAUCGCUUCGGACGGAGGUGGUCUACAAGUAGCCCCGGUUGCGGGCCCAAACAAUGAACGAUUCAUCAAGGUUUGUGCCGAUCCACAUCUUUUCCAACGAAACUUUCCCGGACAAUUCAAUUCGACGCUCUCCGGCCGAGAGGCCAUUCACAUGGCCAGUCAGAUGCCAGUAGAUGGUUUGUUGAUUUGCAGUGCCGUUGCGUGGCGAUCGUUUGUAAUGCCCCAACACGAGUUUCCCAAAUACAUGGAGCUUCCAGCACCACCACCAUUGUUUACGUGCCCUGACGACUGUGAGGUGGCGGUCAUAUUCUCCCCUUUAGAUGGCAGACCUGUGGACGUACGAACAAUUGCUUCCCAGGCCAGCAAGGGCGCCGGGUCCGAGGCUCCUUCGUGCUUGGCCACGGGAGAGGUCCACUUUGAUGAAGAGACAGAAGUCUCUGCAAGUAAAAGUGGAUUCUCAGCCACUGAUCCAACACCAGGACAUGCAUUCGCCUAGCGAAGUGUCUUGCCCGAGACAGCAACAAUGCUUAAGCCGGUGAUGACAGCAAGCGCUACUAGUAGUACUGUAGAUACACCCGCGCUGUUCGUGCAUACUGAAUUAUUGAUCUGGCCACUGCAAAAGCACUCGGAAGAAUCAACACAUUGUUGCCAUCACCUAGCCCCGACUGGCUUCCGUAGAUAAUUUCCCUACUCUAAACCCCCCCGUGCUAGU
Seminavis robusta is the source of this 2810-nucleotide messenger RNA. The record is from the annotation of a GenBank genome assembly. Lineage: Eukaryota; Bacillariophyta; Bacillariophyceae; Naviculales; Naviculaceae.